This is a messenger RNA of Penicillium odoratum, 1503 nucleotides long. RefSeq lists its product as uncharacterized. Bases 1 to 1503 code for a protein of 500 amino acids. The record is from RefSeq and is a predicted model, not a curated record. The transcript is spliced from 3 exons. Lineage: Eukaryota; Fungi; Ascomycota; Eurotiomycetes; Eurotiales; Aspergillaceae.
AUGGACUCGAUUGGUUCUGUCUCAACAUGGAGAGGAGAGAAACUGAAGGGCCCUAGCCAAUGGUCUUCAUGGUAUCAGGCCAUGAAACGUCUAGGGCAGAGCCUAGACGUUUGGGACCUUUGUGACCCAGAUCCAGGUCGCCGGACCCCUCGAACCCCAAUCGAACAGCCUAUCAUGCCGGCUGCACCGGUCCUGGAUAUACCGGACGAUGCAGAUAAAGAGGAGAUACGGUCGAUUAAGGAGGAUUAUCGAGAGGAGAGAACCGCCUGGCGGGACGAAAUGGAUAUCUUCAAGAUCCAGCUAGCUGCGUAUAAGGAACAGCAGCGUGGACUUCGGACUAUUGAUCAGGCCAUCACAGCAUCCGUGGAUUCGGCAUUAAACCGAGUCCUCGACCGGCUGGAUACGCCCUGUGAACGGAUUUCCCUCCUGAAAGAGAGAUUCGGCAGGACGUAUAUCCAUGGUGUCGAGACCCUCUGGAAAUGGAGGGAGGAGUGCAUAAAAGGACCCAGUAAGGGUCAGGACGUUCUCCGCUGGCUGGACGAGUGGGAGGAGCUGCGUGAAGAAGUUGUUAGUCUGGAAUAUGAGGACUCGACCCAUCAUGCACUACUACUGCUAAAAGCUGCCAAAUACGUCCUACCGAGCUGGUGGGAAAGCCGAUUCCAAGAGAUGGUGGUCAACCGAGAAUCGAUAGAUAUACAGUCUCUGAUCGAUUCCCUCAGGGCCACGUACAAGGAAUUCCAGCUGAACAAGAAGCCCCAGAACUCGAGCUCAAGGCCUGCUUUUGCGACCUCGACCUUUCAAGGGCAUAAGGAAGCAAGGCCAAACAACCAGGGUCCACCGGCCAAGUCCGGGGGAUUCGGGGACAGGAAGCAGUGCCCAUGCGGGGGUGCCCACCCCGUAUUGAAGUGCUGGACCUUGAAUGAAGACGAGCGCCCUGCCGAGUGUCAGGUCUCUAACCGCCGCCUUGAAGCUGUCAGACGUGCGUAUGAGAAAGAGCCUGAAUGGAAGGGGCUUAUAGAGCCUAUGGGAUCUAUUGAUUUUAUGAAUUCUAACAACAGGGAUGACGUUCGAGGACUCGCUUCGACGGCAGGGGGUGCCAGUGCACCAGAUCUUGCCACGGACGAAGUGCUGGCACCACCGGCCGCGGAGGAGCCCGCGGGGUCACAGAACGAAGGUUUAACAUAUAACAAGGGGACCGAAACACACGGUUGGACACCGCCACCUGAGGACGAUUCUGUUCCAGAUCAGGGGGUGGAGGAUGGGCAUGAAGCCCAGGAUGAGCACGGAGCUCAACUAAACAUGGAUCUGGCACCAGAUUCGCCAAAUUCACUACCACAAGAGGAUCCGGUAGCAGAUGUCGAUACUACGGAUCCAGGGGCAGACACGGACGACCAUGAAAUCGAAUCACAGCUCAACAGGGAUAUCGAGUUUAGGGAGAUCGAGUCCAGAAGGAUCGACGGCCUAGAUAUCGGCAAUAUCCAGAUGAUGAUACUACGUCGGUGA